CACAUCUCACACACAUCCCUACACACAUCAUGCAACACUCUGCUAUUGGGAUCCUGCUCCUCCUCCUCGCUGGUCACACGCUGCAACAGAGCGGAGAUUCGCCCUACGAGGAUGAAGAAGUUGAUGCAGAGACCAAUGUUGACUUCAGCUGUUUCACUAAACUCCACAUAAGAAAGAUGAGUUUCCUUCUUUGCAAUCUGACCACUCAAAGACCUCUGAAUUCUUUGCAGUAUCAGCUCAGAGUCUGUCAGGUGGUUAAUAUAUCAAACUGUAUGAACAUGAAGAAAGAAAAGGGAGUGUAUUCUGUGCACAGUCCGAUGGAUAAAUACAAUGUCUGUCUAACUAAAACAGGAAUGAAUGACAGCUGCAGAUGUUACCAAGCAAAAGACAUAGUUCAGCCUGACAUUCCAACAAACCUCAAUGUCACUUACGACAAGCCUGAAAGAGAAUACAGAAUUUCAUAUGAGUACAAAGACCCAGGCUACCUAGAAACGGAUUUACUAUUCCAGAUAAACAUACGCAAGGAAAAUGAGGAAUGGCCAGAAUGUGAUUCUUCUCCAAGUGCAGUAAAGAUAAAUACUGGACCAAAGUGCAUAAAAACUGCUCUUAAUGCAGUCAAUAUUCCGGAGCGAAAUCUUGUUCCCUCUGAAACAUAUGAGGCUAGAGUCAGAGUGCAGCCUAAUGGGUAUUUCUACAAAGGACCAUGGAGUUCAUGGAGUGAAACUGCCAGUUUUAACACCAGCUUUAUAAAGAAUCCACCAACAGUUACAGGUAUAACUAUGCCGGUGAUUAUAUUGGCUGUCAUCAGUUUCUUUCUGUGCUUAGCUGGGAUCUUCAUCAUUACCCUGUUUUGGAAAAGCAGAAUAAAACCUAUUGUGUGGCCAGAGAUUCCAAAUCACAAAAGCACACUGGAAAAGUUUUGUAAGAAACCACAAGAGCACCGUCACAUCAGCUUUAACCCAAGCCUUUUUGAAGAUUUUCCUAUCAAUAAAGUUGAUGAUAUCAAGGCACAGGAACACAAGGAAGACUGUUUCAGUGUUUCGCAAGAAGUAAAAAACAUAACUUGUUCAAGACAAGAUGGAUCUGGAGAAGAAAAUCGUUUUCUAUUGGACCAACACGGCCGAUUGCCAUGUGUGGAUAUUGAAGCAUUGUCUCGCUUCGGGAGCCAGAGUGUUCUACCCAACAACCUAGUCAACAUUACCGUCUCCAAUGGGAUGCAUAGCAAUUGUUUAAAAGGCACUCCUGUGAUAACCCAAAAUGUCCCAACUCCUUCUUGUGAAGGCUUCUUUGCUGGCAAGAAUGACCAAAAUAACCCUUCCACCAUAUUGUCCUUUGGCUUACCAAACUAUGAAAAUAAAGAAAAGCCCACAAUGCCAUUAUGUCGAGAAGAAGCCUACAUUUCAAUGUCAGCCUUUAAAACGCCUGGAAGUACCACUAAUGCACACUGUUAAUCAGUAACCAGCUGGCCUUGUAUUGAUGUCACUGGAUCUAUGAUGUCACAGAAAUCAAAGAAAGAAGUAAGGUAGUAGAAUGGAUUGAUUUGUCAGCUCAGGUUACCAACAAGCAAAAUCUUUGAAAUCAACAAGGCAAAUAAGCAGCUUUGUUGUCAGGAUUUGUGGCAUCAUCUCACAACCCAAAUCUUCACCACACUGUAGAUUUUAGGGAAAAGUUAUUGGCUGAUACAUUAGAUAGCUUUAAGAAGGGGUUGGAUGGUGUUUAGCAAGUGAGGGAAUACAGGGUUAUGGA
Xenopus laevis (African clawed frog) is the source of this 1746-nucleotide messenger RNA. It is a transcript of the gene il7r.L, whose product is annotated as interleukin-7 receptor subunit alpha-like. The record is from RefSeq and is a predicted model, not a curated record. NCBI's taxonomy places the organism in Eukaryota, Metazoa, Chordata, Amphibia, Anura, Pipidae. Bases 30 to 1451 code for a protein of 473 amino acids. The transcript has 9 exons.